AUGCCGUCUUACGUUUUAUUUGUGUGCUUUGUUCAUAGGCUCUCUUUGACAAUUGGCUGCCAGUACAAUUUCCUGAGGUUCCCCAUGGACACCCAGUUCUGCAAAAUUCAAAUGUCUAGUUAUGCUUACACAGUGGAAUCUCUACAACUGCUCUGGGACGAAAAAGAACCCAUACGUUUCAGUAAAAGUGAUCUUAAUUUUCCGGAGUUCGAACUUGUGGAUAUAGAAACCGAUUCCGGUCUUAUUUUGGAUAAACGAGGCAACUACUCCGUAUUGACCGUAAAUGUUCUCUUCUCCCGGGAUCUGCGCCCCUAUCUUCUGAAUGUCUACAUCCCAAGCAUUGUCGUGGUUUUCCUGGCUUUCAUGAGUAUGUGGAUUGACCCACGGGCAGUUCCAGCUCGAGUGACCAUAGGGGUCAUCACUGUGCUGACCACUAUGACACAGAGCGUCAACACCCAGCAAGGAUUGCCAAAAGUGUCCUACGUCAAGGCCGUGGACGUGUGGCUCGCUACCUGCCUCGUUUUCGUGGUGGGGGCCAUGUUUGAAUAUGCCUUGGUCAAUGUUAUGAUUCAGAGGCUGGAUGACCGAAAGGCCAGGGGAGAGAUCGUCGACGUCAAGCCAGCGCUGAAUAGCAUCAGUCCUUUAUCUUCGGACGCCAAAUACCUGGCCGGUACACCGAAACAGAUCUACUGGAACCCUGCAAAG
This is a messenger RNA of Lingula anatina, 705 nucleotides long. RefSeq names its product glycine receptor subunit alpha-2-like. The record is from RefSeq and is a predicted model, not a curated record. Gene Ontology annotation, biological process: monoatomic ion transmembrane transport. Gene Ontology annotation, cellular component: membrane. Gene Ontology annotation, molecular function: extracellular ligand-gated monoatomic ion channel activity; transmembrane signaling receptor activity. Lineage: Eukaryota; Metazoa; Brachiopoda; Lingulata; Lingulida; Lingulidae.